UAAAGUAUACAGAAGUAUAAAUAAUCAUGUGUUCUCACCACUCAAGAAUGUCUAAUUUCCUGACAUCGACCACUAGGCUAUGUGGUAACUGCACACACACAUCCUUUUUCUUUAAAAAUCCGUGUCCUUCACUGGACGCGUAGACUCCUACUAUAUUAAAGUUCCGAGAGAGGCAUCAUAGUGCGUAAUUCUUCAUGGAAGCGUCCCCCGCGGCAAGCGCGGGAAAUCGGGAGUCACUGACUGGUGGUGAGUCGCAGAGGAUCAGAGCGAGGAGACGGAGAGCCGGGCCCGGGAGAGGAACCGAGGCCGGGAAAGGGCUUCAGGAAACCCACCGAAACCCUCCGGGUGCCGCCGGCGGCGCCGGCUCAGAGCGCUCCCCGCUCCCCGCCCCCGCGCAUGCGCCAGGCUCUGGGUCCGCGCCUUCCAGGGCGGCUUCUGCGCAGGCGCCAAGCUCGGGGACCGGAAGCGGAAGGCCUGUAGCUUAGGGUCGACACCUCAGUGAGCAGCAGCUAUGCGCGCCUUGGAGGAGCCGGGGCCUGGGCCCGCAGCGACCCCGUGCGGGUGCGUGAAGCCGGCUCUGGAAACAGGGAAUCUUUUAACUGAGCCAAUUGGCUAUUUGGAAUCCUGUUUCUCAGCGAAGAAUGGUACUCCAAGGCAGCCAUCUAUUUGUAGCCAUUCGCGGGCUUGUUUGAGAAUUAGAAAGAGCAUCUUUAAUAAUCCUGAACAUUCUUUGAUGGGCUUAGAACAGUUUUCUCAUGUUUGGAUUUUGUUUGUUUUUCACAAAAAUGGUCAUUUGAGCUGUAAGGCGAAAGUGCAGCCUCCCAGGCUGAAUGGUGCGAAGACUGGAGUUUUCUCCACAAGGAGCCCGCAUCGUCCCAAUGCGAUAGGAUUGACCCUGGCCAAGCUGGAAAAGCUAGAAGGUGGAGCUAUAUACCUUUCUGGAAUUGACAUGAUUCAUGGCACACCUGUCCUAGACAUAAAGCCCUACAUAGCUGAAUAUGACUCACCUCAAAAUUUGGUUGAAACUCUACAGGACUUUAAUUUACAGAAAAACCAAUAUAAACCCCAAAAUACAUCUCAGUCUAAUGGCAAGAUUGACAGCUAUGACCAGCGACAGAUCUCAAGGAGUGAUAAACCACAAGCCUAUAGUCACACUAAGGAGAAACCUAAAUGUCCUGAAGAUAGAACUUCAGAAGACAAUAUGAAACGUGACAACUCAACAAAAGUCCAGCAAAACUCCCCUCAGCACAGGGAGAUAGCAGCAGAUUUGGGCUUAGAAUCAAGAAAUGAUGAAAGUCUGAAUGUGGUAGAAGAACAAAUUGGCCCAUAUUGCCUGGAGAAGAGCUUUUCAGACAAGAUCAGGCACGUUCAGGGUGUUAUGGCCGUAGAUGAGAAGAGCUUUUCAGAGGAAGGUACAGAAAAGAGGCUAAGGAGUGGGAAAGAAGCAGUGAUUCCAAAAGGAAAUAGUGCAGAGUUGCAGCCCAUGGCUCUUCACUGCCCUUCCAGGAUGGCUGGUGCAGCCCCCCACAGCAUGGUCCCUGCCUGGGUGAGAGAGGCCCCUGUGGCCACCUUGGAAGUCCGGUUUACUCCUCACGCAGAGAUGGAUCUUGAGCACCUCAGUUCAGAAGAUGGCAGUCAGUCUUCAUUUAAAUAUUUUCAAUCAGCAGAGGAAGCAAGGCAUGCCAUUGAGGCUGUGUUGUCAGCCGACCCUCGGUCCAUAUAUCGACGGAAGCUCUGCCAGGACCGCCUUUUCUACUUUACUGUAGACAUAGCACACAUCACUUGCUGGUUUGGUGAUGACUUUGCAGAGGUUCUAAGGAUCAAGCCAGCUUCAGAACCUGUUCAGAUGACUGAUCCUGAGGAGUCCUUGGUGUCUCUGGGAUCCUAAGUAGCCUCCAUCAUGUGUUUAAAACUUUGAAUUGGCUUUUGGAUUAUCUGUACAAGUUAAUGAUGUGACGUGUUAAUGAGUCUUUGCAGAAAGAACAGUUUGUGAUCUCACUGCUUUGAUUGAUUUGGGUUCAAAUAUUUAUUCUAAAAACAUUUUUAAUAAACUGAGAGAUACAAAAUUUAGAGAAAUAUAUGUAUGCUUUUCAUUUGGUUAAUAUCAAAGAAUCCAAAGGUAAUGAAAUCUCAGUGAUUUCUGAAAGAAGCUGAUUGUUUUUGGCACUUGGUAAAACUGGGUAGAGAUCAUUCUAGCAGGAACUUAUAAGCCAGGGGAUCUGUUCAGCAGUCAUACUGGUUUUCCAGUAUUGGUUUUCCUGUCUGCAAAAGUUUGACCUCUCUAUUUCAUCAUAAAAACUGAGUUACCAACGUCUUAGGAAACUAACAGACCAGGGGCAGCCCCAGUGGCGCAGCGGUUUAGCGCCACCUGCAGCCCAGGGCAUGAUCCUGGAGACCCUGGAUGGAGUCCCAGGUCAGGCUCUUUGUAUGAUGCCUGCUUCUCCCUCUGCCUGUGUCUCUGCCUCUCUCUCUGUGUGUCUAUCAUGAAUAAAUAAAUAAAAUCUUUAAAAAAAAAAAAAAAGGAAACAGACCAAAAACAAGUGGUAUUAAAGCUCUUUAGAGAUUAAACCCCUGUGUUUUAGAGACUUUGUCAUACACACAUUUGUAUGUAUAUAGUAUACAUAUAUUUAAUCCCGAUUCUAAAAUAGGGACUCUGAUCUUUCUUCGGAUGUCUUUGUAUCAGAAAAGAAAGUCACCCCAGAGAUCCAAGAAAAUAACUUAAUUACUGGUUUAUUUCUUAUUUAUUCUAUGAGUAUUUACUGAAAGCCUAUUAUGGGUUAGGUUUUGGUGAUAAAAUGAGAUAAAAACAAGAUGCAGUUCUUACGAUAAGUUAUAAUUAGAAGAGGAGGAAGACGUGUUACAGUUAGAUAAAAUAUAGUAAUUAAGUCUGUACAUGGUUCCUACGUAGUACCAUGCAGGAAGUGGUUGUAAGAAUGUGUUGCCUAUAGGUGAUUUUAAUGAUGUGAUCCCAGAUAACUGAAGAUUUAUGAUCAGCAUAACCAGAUUAGACACCUGUCAACAUGACAGGCUUUCCUAAUCACAAUUGUAAAUCUUAAUAGCUGAUUGAUCAUGGUUUUGAAAUGAGCACUGCUGCCUGUAGAUACUUGCACAGAGUCAUUUGUGGCUGAUGACACUGCACUCUUCAACCAAACUGGAUUGUCUUUGAGGUUACUUAGAACCUCUUGGGGAAGUAUCUUCAAUUUGAUUUUUAAAAGCUCUUUGAGAUAAUUAUAGAUUCACAGAAAGUUGCAAAAAUAGCGUAUAGGCCAUGUGUACACUUCACCUAGCUUUUUCCUAUGGUAACUCUCUUAUAUAAUAAACUGUAGUAUAAUGUUAAAACUAGGAAGUUGACAUUGGUAUAAUCUGCCCUUUAUUUUGAUUUUGAUGCCUUUUCUCUUAAAAUUAUUUUGAGACUAAAUUAGGGCUUGAAGCAGAAAGUGUUGAUAUUUAAUACUGAAAAAAUAGUCUGAAGAUGAUACCAGCCUUCCAGCAACAGGACUAUUUAGUUGUUUGACGUUUUAACCUACAUUCUUAGGAUUUUAGAACUAAAAUCCUAAAUACAAUCCCGUUUAGUUCUCUGCCCACUCACCAGCCAGUGAUGAUCCUUCACCACUGCCCUUUUGUAGUUCAUUGUGUGAUAGGGUUCAUUAUCAAAAUGUUCUUCCUUCCUAUGAGAUAAAAUAUGUUCUCUGAUAACGCCACCCUCUAAUGGGGCAUAAGGCUGAUCGAGCUCCCAUGCUAGCCUGUCAGAUACCAUUCCAGCUCCCUACUCCUUGGUCCUGUCUGCUGAGCUACCCCCAUUUCCCUCAGCACUUUCCCAUUUGUUAAGUCUCUCCCCGCCCCCAGUCUUUGAAUCCCUUGUGUGAGCUUUUAUCUCUAGGCAUGUAUUUUCAGUGUCCUGUUGUGAGGAAAUUUGGAUUGCUAAGUCAUGAACUCCCAUACCUCAGAAAGAGAAGUAGUUUGAAGUAGUCUUAACAUUUCCUUUUGUGGUGGGAACUUUUCCAGAAGAAGAAGAAAGGGACACAAUACUCUGUACUAUGCAUAAAUGGUAUCUACCUUAAAUUUUAGCCUUUGCUUUUUGGUGCCUGUAGGGGGAGCCCUUGAUAACUGAUUAUUUUCAAUAGCUUGGGAAUAGAUUCCAGGAGUUCAAGAAGCUUUCAGGUAAUUUUGGCUCUCGGCCCACUUACCCCAGAUUUCCAGAACAGUAACUUCCACAAGAUGCUUCCACUGAUGCUUGUCAAUCACAUAUAGGAAGAGAUUAGAGGAUGAAUGCCAUUUAUUAACUUUUUAAAUUGUAGCUUGGCUUAAGGGCUAGGAUGGAUUAUUUCAGCAUGUGGAGGCUAGGCACAACCAGAUAGACUCAUUAGCCAAACCCAUAAGCAUGUAUAUACAAGAUAUUCAUUCUGUUUAUGUAUUUGCGACUUUUUUCUUUGAAGAGAAGAGAGUGGAGUUGAAGAUAUGAAUCAACCUCUUGUUGAUAGUCUUCUUUUUAUGAUAAUGGUCAUAAAGAAGGUAGGUGAAGACCCAGUAAGAAUGAAAUCUGUAUCACUUACUGAACUGUCAUGUCCUUGGCACCGGGCUACAUGCUUUUCAUACAUUGGCAGAGGUUAAGUAACACACUCAAGCUCAUACGGCUGGUCAGCCAUUCAUUGAGGAUUUCGACCCACCCAGUCUGGCCCCAGAGUUGGCUUCCUUCCCAGUGUGGCUCUGCUGCCUCCCCCAUGCAGAUGCAGAUGCUCAGCAAGCCAUGCUGGUUUAUUUGAGGGUCAACAGUUUCAUGUGUUUAAUAAGUGCAAGACACUUAGAAUGAUGUUCAUGGGAAUCCAACUACUAAAUGAAGAAUGGCGGAAGAAUAAGAGUAGAAAUGACUAUUCCUACCAGAUCUCUGUGGAACCUCCUGAGAAGCAGCAUGGGAGAUGUGGAGAAUACCGAAUUUGACCUCAGAAACUUUUAAGUGCUGUGUUCUGCUCUGCCGUGUGCUAGCUGUGCAACCUUGGGCAAGUCACUGCACCCAUCUCCAAAUCCCUGUCCUUACAGAGUUGUUACAUGGAUAAUACUUGGGAAAGUAUUUUCUAAACUCUUCACUGGUCUCCAAACUUAGAUAAUGUUUUUAUUAUGCCUGUCAUCAUUGACACCCUUUCUUUGCCACUCUGCUCUGGUUCACCUACCUGGACAAGCAGAUGCAGGGAAACCAAAGGAUCCUUAAAAUACAGUGUAUGGGGCAGCCCCGGUGGCCCAGCGGUUUGGCACCCCCUUCGGCCCAGGGUGUGAUCCUGGAGACCCGGGAUCGAGUCCCACGUUGGGCUCUCUGCAUAAAGCCUGCUUCUCCCUCUGCCUCUCUCUCUCUCUCUC
Molecule: messenger RNA, 5352 nt
Organism: Nyctereutes procyonoides (raccoon dog)
Lineage: Eukaryota; Metazoa; Chordata; Mammalia; Carnivora; Canidae
Gene: TRMO
Product: tRNA methyltransferase O
Exons: 5
Coding region: 512-1888 (458 amino acids)
Source: RefSeq, a predicted model, not a curated record